UUAACAUAUUUAGUUGGUAUUUACCAUAAAGAAACUCAUCGACUGGCUUCCUAUCCCUCUCGGCUCUAACGAAUAUCCAGAUCGGCUCGGAAACUUGGGUUGCGACGGUGGUCGUUUAGACCGAACCAUGCCGGGACCUGGGCCUCACAUGCUCUACGCCAUGGGCUCCGGCAUGGCUCUGACCACUCUCUCCGACGGCCGAUUCAGCCCCCACCAUACUCUCUUUUACACCAUCAACGCUUUCUUCGGCCCCGACAUCGGCUCCUUCUCCGAUUGGCUGUCCUCCGUUCUUGGUUUCUCAGCAUCUUCUGUUCCCGACGUUAUCCAUCAUCCCGUCUUCUACAUCCUCAUUCUGGGUCUUCCUCUCUGCCUCUUCUACUCCUGGCUCUCCUCUUUUCUACUCCAUAAGGGCCUCCUCGAUUCUGUCUUUGGGGUAUCUCUUAAUAGAAGGCAAUGCUUGUUGUUAAUUUCAGCUGGUUCUUUUUCACACUUCUUUCUUGACCAUUUGUUUGAGGAAAAUGGGCAUUCAUCAACGUACACUUGGAUAUUGAGCACUGGUUGGUGGGAGAACCGAGCACCAAUCAAUCCAGAUGCUGUUAUGGUUGUUGGAUUCUUGUGCACUUGCUUAAUUGGUGGUUUUGUUUACAUUAACAGGGUGAAGUCUGGAAAGUCAAUUUCGAAACAAUCGUAUCAGUCGGUAAAGCUUAUGGUAGUAGUAGCUACCCUAUAUUCCAUGUGGUGCGCAAGCCAGAUAUACUGGGCUAGCCCUCGUCGACCAGCUGUCGGUGAAGAAGCUGAUCUUGGAGUUUUAGUGUUUCUGGUUUUCUAUUUUUUUCUACCUCAUUAUCUUUGUAUAAAGUCCAUGCAACCAAAAGAUUCUGAAACGAAACAUCUCCCAUUGUGAUAGAUGAGUUAUUCAUUUAUAUUACAAAAAGUUCAAUAGACAACAUCAGUUUCCUUUUUUCACUUUGACAUUACAGCCUGCAGUUGAAGAACCAUAAUCUGUUCAUAUACGAGUUUAUCAUUCGUAUUUGGAACCCAUUGCCGACUUUGCGAACGCAGGAAGACUAAACGCAGCAGUAUGAAUCUAAACAGCAGAAUUGAACAGCCAAAUUAGUUGGAUCUUAUAAGGGGCCUAUGAACAAUUGCGAGCAAAAAGUAAGAAGAAAUCACCUCUGAGUUGUAGAACUUGGGGGGUCCUUGCGCAACACCAAAAUUACUUGGAUCCAGCGGAUUCACCGGGCGUUUGAAGUCGACUGAUGGACCGGCAGUUGAACAGAGCAUGAAGCCAAUCGAGCCACUGAAUUUGGAUCAUUUAGCAGGAGAAAAAAAGCAAUCAGAAAAGUGCAGAUUGUGCAAAAACAUAAACAUGAAGAAGUUUGGAAAUGAAACAAAGGGUUCAUUUUGAA
Cucumis sativus (cucumber) is the source of this 1409-nucleotide messenger RNA. RefSeq lists its product as uncharacterized. The transcript is spliced from 4 exons. The record is from RefSeq and is a predicted model, not a curated record. NCBI's taxonomy places the organism in Eukaryota, Viridiplantae, Streptophyta, Magnoliopsida, Cucurbitales, Cucurbitaceae. Bases 128 to 904 code for a protein of 258 amino acids.